Messenger RNA from Chionomys nivalis (European snow vole), 2117 nucleotides. RefSeq names its product family with sequence similarity 32 member A (gene Fam32a). The transcript is spliced from 4 exons. Gene Ontology annotation, cellular component: nucleolus. The coding region runs from base 39 to 377 and encodes 112 amino acids. The record is from RefSeq and is a predicted model, not a curated record. Lineage: Eukaryota; Metazoa; Chordata; Mammalia; Rodentia; Cricetidae.
GAAGUGUGCGGAGGUUUCGCGCGCGGCGGGCGAGCCCCAUGGAGGCGUACGAGCAGGUCCAGAAGGGCCCCCUGAAGCUGAAAGGCGUCGCGGAGCUGGGCGUGACGAAGCGGAAGAAGAAGAAAAAGGACAAAGACAAGGCCAAGCUGCUGGAGGCCAUGGGGACGAGUAAGAAGAGCGAGGAAGAGAAGAGGCGCUGCCUGGACAAGCGCACGCCGGCGCAGGCGGCCUUCGAGAAGAUGCAGGAGAAACGGCAAAUGGAAAGAAUCCUGAAGAAGGCGUCCAAAACUCAUAAGCAGAGAGUGGAGGACUUCAACCGACACCUGGACACACUCACCGAGCACUAUGACAUUCCUAAAGUCAGCUGGACCAAGUAACUUGCCCCGGUGCACAAAAGACAGGUCAGGCUGGCUGUUUUGCUCACCUCAGUAUUUUCUAGAAUGCCCUACACCUGCCUGGUACAUCUGCUGAAACCAGACUUUUCUGAAACUUGAUUAAAGUCAGGCUGCCCUUUCACUGGGUGUGCCCUUUUCUGUUUGGACUGCAGCAUUGUGCUUUGACAGGCUCGGGUCUUUUCUGGGGUAGGGCCAUGGAAGGAGGGUGCCCUUCCCACCCUGAUUGUGGCAUCUGUCUUCAUCUGCACCAUAAUGCCAGGACAGGAAGCUCCUACCUGCGGCCCACCACACAAGUUUCCACAGUGCCGCUGCUUUUGGGCUACCUGGACAUCAGACCACACAGCCUACAUUGAGCAACAGCCACCUGAAGCAAGGAUGGGACACAGGUCUCCAGCACAUACCCUGCCCCUCAAUCCACCUGGUGGCUGCCAUUGCAGACAUUUCUAAUCAAUCCAGUUUUCAAUGAUGGCACCUGGGGCUCCAAGCAUAUGGCACAUGCCAUAAACCUGCUUGGCAUUCCUGGCUUAAGGACACAAAUACCAGACAAUGCCAGGGCAAAGUGCCAGCAGACCUGGUGUGGUGGGAGGGCCCUGGUGCAGAUUCUGUAGAGCUUCGUCAUCUGAGAGUCUAGGUGAACCUCUUGGAGAACCUGUGCACACUGUUGAGAGAAGCAACUUCUGUUACCAUGGAUACUGAAAGGCUACCAGGAAUCCCUGGAGCUGGCAUGUAGAAUAAAGCAAGUAUCAGUCAUGAAGUGGAGUCAGUGUGUCUGUGCAUGCUGUUCACCACAGGGACACCUUUCCAUUCUGCCCUGUGAAGAAGGCACAGCACAAAACUGCUUGUGGGGGAAAUGAGAUGCUUGUGUUUUUUUAAUGAUGUAUGUGUGUUAUAUGUGUUGUGUAUACACAUGUGUAGAGAACAGCUUGAAGGAUUGUCUCUGUCCUACCAUGUGGAUCCUGAGGGGAGUGGAUCUCUCAGGUUGUGAGACUUGGCUGUAGGUGUCUUUACCCACUGAUAAAUCAUAUAACUCUCAUAGUCCAGUUGACACAUUUAUUCUACUGUGUUCCUGCCUGAGGGAGAUGCGUAUAGGGUGUACGUGCCUUGUCUCAAGUGUUUAGGACCAUUUUGGAUUUGGAAUUUUUCUGGAUUUGGGCAACACUGAUUCUGUGAUAUGUCAUGAGAUAUUGCAGUAAUUGUCACAGGUUUGCAUACAUUUCAUUUCCUUUCUUUUGUACCUAUGCAUAUAGCCUGAGGUCAUUUUAUAUGAAUUUUUCUGUCUUUGAACAUAGUAUACAAAAUACACAGUCUUGAAGAAUUUUGUGCAUGAGAUAAUUUAGUGGUGUGAGAUUUAGUUAUUUGUUUUUUUUUGUUGUUUUGAUGUAUGGGGGGUGUUGAGACUGGGUUUCACUGUGCAUGCAACCUUGAUUGGUCUAGAAUACUCUAGAUCAGGCUGUUAGAUUCUCCUGCUUCUACCUCUAGAGUGGUAGGAUUGAAGGUGUGCACCACCAUGCCCUUUUUUGCUUGCUUUACUACCUAGGUUCUGUAGCCCAGGCUGCAAACCUGCAGCCUACCAGGAGUUUGCAGGGUGGCUCAGCAAAUAAAGGCUCUUGCCCCGAAGCCUGAAGACUUGUGUUUGAGUCCCAGCAUCCACAUGGUAGAAGGAAAGAACUGAUUUCCACGCGUUGUUUUCUAAACUCCAUGUGCUCACACACAAUAAAUGUU